AAGUACCAAAUAUCCUCUCAAAAAAAGUGAAGUACCAAAUAAGCGACGUCGCGUAUUUACUUUCCGCUCUUAUCCUCCACUCCGAUUGUGUGCCCUAACCUAAUUAAUUUCUGUGUCUCUCUCAGAGCUCUUGCUGUCUCUAUCUUUCACUUUCCCUCGCUUUCUCCAGCCACCGUCGAUCGCCUCUUGCCUGUUACGACCACCACCACCACCACCACCAAAAGCUCUUUUGACUAGAUCUUGAUUGAUAAUCAAAGUCAUUGUAACCGCCACAAGGAUCACCAUUGUUUGUCAGAUAUGUUGCGUCCGCUGCUGCUUUAUCACCAGCUAUUUCAUUGCAAUUGCUCAGGUCAUAUUUGAUUUCCAUUCGACAGUUCAAUAGCUUCUAAAAUGAAACCAAGAAACAAUGGUGUGCCUAGAGCUCAGGGUUCAAAAAGUUGCCAGGGUGAGGGCUCAAAUUGGAUACUUAUUGCUGGUGGUGCCUUGUUAAGUAUGUUAUCGAUUCGCUUGGGUUACAGGCUGAAACAGGUGCUUGAUGCAAAGCUACCAGACAAUACUUGCAAUGGUUUGAAAGUGAAUGGAAAAUCUACAGACAGAAAGAAGUCAGGGAGUUGCCAUUUGCAGUCAAAUGGUUUUUGUUUUGCCCAAGAUGAGGACGGCUGCUUCAAUUACAUGUCAGGAACCCAAGGUGUGGUGGAGAUUAAGCAGCAACACAAUGGGCAAUUGACAGAACAGGAUGUGGCACUUCCUCUGGUGACAGUUGGUGCUAUGGAAUUUAACAAAGAGAAUGACAAUGGGAUAAUGUGGGCAUCGUCUCCAGACCGUCUUGAGCUGCCCCAGAAGCCAUUCCACCACUCAAACAGCUCAGACUCUCCACGUGUCUCAGAAACUGGUUCAGACGUCUUCAGCAAGAGAGAAGUUAUACAAAAACUGAGGCAGCAGCUGAAGAGAAGGGAUGAUAUGAUACUGGAGAUGCAGGAUCAGAUUGUGGAAUUGCAGAAUUCACUGAGCACUCACUCAUCUCGUUCUUCCCAUCUGCAGUCACUGCUGGAUGCUGCAAAUAGGGAUCUGCUUGACUCAGAGAGAGAAAUCCAGAGGCUGAGGAAAGCAAUUGCUGAUCAUUGUGUGGGUCAAGUGGGUCCUAACAACGACAAGCCUCCAACAGUCACGGCGGUACCAAUGUGGUCGCCAUCUGAAGGAGGAGGAGGCAGAAACGGAAACGGAAAUGGGAAUGGGUAUCAUCUUGACAUGAUGGGGAGCAGUUUGGAAGAGGAGAAGGGGGGAAGAUUAGGAGGAGAGAGGAUAGAGAUGCUGAAGAGGGAAGUGGUUGAGUUGAAGGAAGUGAUAGAAGGAAAAGAAUACCUUCUGCAGAGCUACAAGGAACAGAAGUCAGAGCUCUCUGGGAAGGUCAAAGAAUUGCAGCAGAGACUGGAUUCUCAGCUCCCAAAUAUUUUGUAGACACUCAGUCGCAGUUAUUGUCAUCGUCGUUGUCGUCAUCACCCUUGUGUAUUCUUUGCUUGGCUUUCUUUCAUCUAGGUUUUUCUGUCUUUUCCUAUUUGAUUGAUGAUUUGAGGUUCCAAAGUUUGGAACAGCAUCAUUCUGAUUUCGUUCCUUUUUGUAGCUUCAAUGUAUCAUGUUUGUUUCUUCUGUGUGCAUAUGUGAUGUGAACGUCGUGUGGAGAGAGAGAGCAGGUAGGUAGGUUGUUUAUACGGUUAUUAGUAACUUGUUUUAAGGUAAUACUCAAAAUUGAGUCUUUCAGCCAUAUAAAUUACAAAAUGUUUGCUUGGGAUGUA
Camellia sinensis is the source of this 1793-nucleotide messenger RNA. RefSeq lists its product as uncharacterized. Lineage: Eukaryota; Viridiplantae; Streptophyta; Magnoliopsida; Ericales; Theaceae. The record is from RefSeq and is a predicted model, not a curated record.